Messenger RNA from Coccinella septempunctata (seven-spotted ladybird), 413 nucleotides. It is a transcript of the gene mRpL33, whose product is annotated as 39S ribosomal protein L33, mitochondrial. Bases 77 to 274 code for a protein of 65 amino acids. The transcript is spliced from 3 exons. The record is from RefSeq and is a predicted model, not a curated record. Gene Ontology annotation, biological process: translation. NCBI's taxonomy places the organism in Eukaryota, Metazoa, Arthropoda, Insecta, Coleoptera, Coccinellidae. Gene Ontology annotation, cellular component: mitochondrion; ribosome. Gene Ontology annotation, molecular function: structural constituent of ribosome.
AUCCUCUUGUUAAUCAAACAGCGCUGUACCUUUUCAUUUUGACUGUAACAAUCAAAAUUAACAACUUCACAAAAAUAUGUUCCUAACCAAUGUAUUGUUAAAAAAAGCGAAGAGCAAGUCAAUAAUGGUUCAAAUGGAAAGUGUUAUAAGUGGACACACAUUUAAUAAAAUAAGGGAAAGGCUGGCAGAUAAACUGGAACUCAUCAGGUUCGACCCUCGUAUUCAACAAGAGUGCUUAUAUAAGGAGAAGAAAAAAGUCAGAAGUGUUCAUUGAGGAAUUAUAUGGAAACAAAUCCUCAGCGGAAAAAUGUUAUAAGGUCAACUAUGUUGACUUUUCAGUUAGUCUAUUUAUUAUUGUUUGUAACCAAAAUGUAUGGAAUUUCUAAUAAAUUUCAAGAAAAUUGAGACCAUCA